UUAAAAUAGUGACCAAAAAUUGAACUAAAACUAGCCGAAUCACAAAAAGAUAUGAAAUUUGAUAUAAGAGUUAUUUUGACUUAAUCUAAUGUUUUAAUAACACCUUCUGAAUUCGUGUACAUUAUUUUUACUUUAUGGAUAGUAUUGGAAUCCAAAAUCAUGGCCUAUAGUAAAGUACUAUACAAAAGUCAUGUACUCCCGACGUUACUUAAACACCCCUCAGUUAUUAGACAAGUUUGUCAGUUUCAUCAUAUUUCAAUUAACAAGAGACUAGUUUCUCUCACACCUAAUAAAUUAUCAACUUCAAGUCUGAAAAAUUUGACAGCAUUCAAUUUUACAUUUUUACGACAUAAUAGUGGUGAGAGUAAUGAACAAAUUUCUUCAGUUACCUCUGGUAAUGACGAUUCUUUAGAUUUGACUGAAGAUGUUAUACCUGAACGGCCCGAAGUACCUAUUGAAGCAUCUGUUGAACAUGUAGAAAAAGUUUUGAAUACAUUAGGAGAAGAAACAUUACAAAGUGCUGGACUUGGUGCAUACACUCCAGUUGGCUUGUUACAAAAUGGUUUAGAGUUUAUGCAUGUUUCUUGUGGUUUGCCAUGGUGGGGUGCAAUUAUUGCAGGUACUGCAAUUCUACGUUUGUUAGUUUUUCCUUUGGUAGUUGUAUCUCAACGACAUGCAGUAAAAAUGAAUAAUAAUAUGCCUCAGGUACAAGCAUAUCAACAAAAAAUUACUGAAGCUCGAUUAUAUGGGAACCCAUAUGAAAUGGCAAGAGCUUCACAAGAACUUAUGUUAUUUAUGAAAACUCAUCAAGUAAAUCCAUUGAAAGGAAUGAUAUUACCGGCAGUUCAAUUUCCUAUAUUUUUAAGUAUGUUUUUGGGUUUAAGAGGAAUGGCAAUGUUACCUUUGGAAAGUUUUAAAUAUGGUGGUCUUUGGUGGUUUACUGAUAUUACAAUGCCUGAUCAGUAUUUUGUAUUGCCUAUUGUCACUGUUAUCACUCUUGGCAUAACAUUAGAGCUUGGUGCAGACAUUGGUAAAUUAACUUCAUCAAAUGCUGGAUUUGGAAAGUAUCUGAAAUACGGUGUUCGUGUAAUACCUCUAAUUGUUUUUCCAUUUAUUGUGAAUUUUCCAUGUGCAGUAUGUUUAUAUUGGGCAUCUACAAAUUUUAUUUCACUAGCACAAGUUAUGUUUUUAAAAAUACCUAGCGUAAGAAAUUAUUUUAAUAUAGAAGAAAAAAAGAAAAUUGAACCUUCCAAAUCAAAAAAGAAAGGAGUGGUUACAGAAUUUAAGGAAUCCUGGAGAAAUAUGCAAGUUGUGAAAGAAAUUGAAGAAAGGGAGCGCUUAGAUCACAUGAAGUUCACUCAAGCCGGGCGUGCUGCACCAGUUAAGACAUUUAAAUAUAAUCCAAAAGUUGUGGGUAACUUAAAAAAUGAUAAUUGAUCCAAAUUAUAGUAAUAUAGUCAAC
Messenger RNA from Sipha flava (yellow sugarcane aphid), 1462 nucleotides. RefSeq names its product mitochondrial inner membrane protein OXA1L-like. The record is from RefSeq and is a predicted model, not a curated record. The transcript has 9 exons. Gene Ontology annotation, molecular function: membrane insertase activity. Gene Ontology annotation, cellular component: mitochondrial inner membrane. The coding region runs from base 160 to 1437 and encodes 425 amino acids. NCBI's taxonomy places the organism in Eukaryota, Metazoa, Arthropoda, Insecta, Hemiptera, Aphididae. Gene Ontology annotation, biological process: protein insertion into mitochondrial inner membrane from matrix; mitochondrial respiratory chain complex IV assembly.